Molecule: messenger RNA, 786 nt
Organism: Lodderomyces beijingensis
Lineage: Eukaryota; Fungi; Ascomycota; Pichiomycetes; Serinales; Debaryomycetaceae
Source: the annotation of a GenBank genome assembly
AUGUCUCACAGAGUCUUUGACAACUCCGAGAACCGGAAUGUGAUUAGGUCACGAAAUAAGCAGGAAAACAACAACACCGCAAACACCCAAGUCUACAAACGAGUGCCGUUGGGUGGUAAGAACCAAAACAUCACCAAUGUCGCAUUCAACCGCUCGAAAUCAACACUUGGAUCAAACAUAUUCAAUCCGCCCCAGUUGAGUAAAUCAAACUCAACGUUGGGAAUACCAUCUGCUGCUUCAUCUUCCUCGUCGGUGUUGGUCCAUCAAGAUGAUUCGCAAGCGAAGCAAUCGCUGCUACUGCCCAAUCGAGUUUCCAAAAGAGUAAACCUAGAGCCAGUAUCAGACAAUACAGCUCUUGUCAAGCGGUCGAGGUUGGACGAUGAGCCAUGGACAGACUCUUUGAUUAAACCUCAGUUGCCACAGAAGGGUCCUGCCGGCAGAAUCGGGUCGACUUUGAGGACAGACGCGCUUCAUGCGCGAAAUCUUGCCCGUCCCGCUGCCAACAACAUGGACCCGGUGAAACAGUGCCAGCGCGUUAAUGACAUCGACAGAUUGGUUGAACUACAUUGGAACGACGAGAUCGAAUCCGUCCCAGAGAGAGCACCUAGUGCAGUUCCCAGACUAUUUGACGAAGCAGAGUUGCAAUGCUUCUCAACUCCUAACAACACUGAUAGCGAUGCGGUAGAUGUAGGAGAGAUGACCAUCGAGGUGGAUAUAGAAGAAAACCAGCAAGAAGAAGGGGAACUCGGGUUGAACGAUACCGAUUUGCAAAACUUGUUAGAUUAA